Triticum urartu is the source of this 773-nucleotide messenger RNA. Its product is annotated as dirigent protein 21. Lineage: Eukaryota; Viridiplantae; Streptophyta; Magnoliopsida; Poales; Poaceae. The record is from RefSeq and is a predicted model, not a curated record.
UCAGAUGAAUCCGUAGCGAGCAGAAACAAGACAUCACACAGGUAGACACUUGAGUCCUGAGCUGAGCUCUCUUGCUGCCAUGGCUUCCGGCGGCCGGCUCUGCUCCGUGCUGCUCGCGCUGCUGGCCGUCAUGGCCGCGCGGCCGGCGGCGGUGUCGGGGGCGUCGGCGCACCUGCACUUCUACAUGCACGACGUGCUGACCGGCCCGGCGCCGACGGCGGUGCAGGUGCUGGACGGCCCGCGCGGCCACUUCGGCGACACCAUCGUCAUCGACGACGCGCUCACGGCGACCUCGUCGGCGACGUCGGCGGGCGUGGGGCGCGCGCAGGGGCGGUACAUCUGGGCGUCCAAGGGGAACCCGGAGCUGCUGGUCACCAUGGAGGUGCUCCUCACCUCCGGCCCCUACGCGGGGUCCUCCGUCACGGUGGUCGGCCGGGACGACAUCGGCGCGGCGGUGCGGGAGCUGUCGGUGGUCGGCGGCACGGGCCAGUUCAGGAUGGCCACAGGCUACGUGCUGUGGAAGACCGUCCGGCUCGACCACCCCAACGCCGUCCUCGAGCUCGACGUCUUCGUCAACCCGUGAAAUACGUGACGGACCGCGAGCUCGUCUCCUUCGUCUCACAUGAGCAUCUGUUUCACUUCUCACCUAUGUGUUUCCGUCUGUCUUCUACUAUAUGUCUACUCUGCUGCUCCUCCAUGCAUACGAGUGCAAUAAUAAUGUUGAAUAUGUGCAAACGUUGUUCAUCAAAUAAUAUGUUGCCCGGCUUUGGUAA